Cynara cardunculus var. scolymus (artichoke) is the source of this 3617-nucleotide messenger RNA. RefSeq names its product protein FAM91A1-like. Bases 217 to 3150 code for a protein of 977 amino acids. The record is from RefSeq and is a predicted model, not a curated record. The transcript has 11 exons. NCBI's taxonomy places the organism in Eukaryota, Viridiplantae, Streptophyta, Magnoliopsida, Asterales, Asteraceae.
GAUGAAUCAUUGCAUUUUAAAUUUGAUAUGCUGGAUAUGGUUUAGCAUGUGUAAAUUAAUUUAGUUUGACUUUUGUGUUAAACUCUGAAAUUUAGCGAUCGGGUAAUCUAUUUGCAGGGAUUAGUGGUUUUGUUCAGUUGAAGUAAUCGAGUGAUUCGGUUGAAACAAGUUCUCUUGAAUACUUUAGUUCAUAAGAAAAGCUUUGAUUUCGGUAGUAUGCUGCACGUACCGACGACGAUCGAGGAUCAGUUAAUUCUCAGAGCAAUCAAGGAAGAAUGUUCUUGGGAGAGUCUCCCUAAGCGUCUCCAGUCGACUCUGAAUUCCAAGGAUGAAUGGCAUAGAAGGAUAACUGAACAUUGCAUAAAGAAAAGGCUCCAAUGGAACACAUCUUUUGUCCGUAAAGUAUGCAGAGAAGGAGAAUACUAUGAGGAUAUGAUGCGAUAUCUUCGAAGGAACUUAGCACUGUUUCCUUAUCAUCUUGCAGAUUAUGUUUGCCGUGUAAUGAGGAUUUCUCCAUUCAGAUACUAUUGUGAUAUGAUAUUCGAAGUCAUGAAAAAUGAACAACCUUAUGAUAGCAUUCCAAAUUUUAGUGCGGCAGAUGCCUUGCGACUCACUGGUAUAGGCAGAAACGAAUUCAUCGAUAUCAUGAACAAAUGUAGAUCUAAGAAAAUAAUGUGGAAGCUGAACAAGUCCAUAGCCAAGGAAGCAUUGCCCACACAUCCUGUGGACUUUGCAAUUGAACCAUGGUGGGGAGUUUGUCUUGUCAACUUUACGUUGGAAGAGUUUAAGAAACUUUCAGAAGAAGAAACAGCAACAAUUGACAAGAUCUGUAAGGAGGAAGCAAAUGCAUUCAUACUUUUUGAUCCUGUUGUCAUCAAGGGACUUCACCGGCGAGGGCUAGUCUACUUUGAUGUACCUGUUUAUGCUGAUGACCGUUUUAAAGUGUCCAGGCUAGAAGGGUUUGUUUCCAACAGAGAGCAGUCAUAUGAAGACCCCAUUGAGGAGUUGCUUUAUGCUGUUUUUGUGGUUUCAAGUGAGAACUCAACUGUUGCUGAACUGGCGACAACGUUACAGGCUGAACUCUCCCAACUGCAGGCUGCUGCAUCUUUUGCUUGUCGAUUAGGUUGGGCAGUAAAACUAAUCGACCCUGGAUCUAUUCUUCAAGAACAAACUACUAGUGCCCUCAGUGAUGAAGAAGAAGGUUCUCUUGCUACUGUGGCCUCUGGAACCGAUGCUGGUUUAUUUCAACAGGAUACUUCAGGGAUAGACAACCAUGGGCCAGGUUCUGCUUACGCGCGUGUUGCAUUUGUGGUUGAUGCUAACAUAACAUCCUAUCUUAUGAUGGGGUCUGUUUCACCUGGCUUAAAAUCUCAUGCAGUAACACUAUAUGAAGCAGGAAAACUAGGUUAUGCUAGCAUUGAAGAUCUUUGCAAAGAUCUAAGCACAUUAGAAGGAACAAAAUUUGAGGGAGAGCUGCAGGAGUUUGCCAACCAUGCAUUUAGCCUGCGGUGUGUUCUAGAGUGCUUAACCUCUGGAGGACUUCUUCCUGAUGAAUUGGACAUGCCUGACAUUGGUUCUUCAAGCAAUGAAGAGGUUACAUCUAUAGUGGCUGAGAUCUCACUAAGAGAAGAAUCUGGAACUGUUAUCAGUGAGCCGGGACCACUUGCCAACAAUUCUAUGCAGCCAGAAACACCUAAGCAGGGUUCUGAUACCACUUGUACAAAUGGAAAUAAUGAUGAUGUUAACUUGUUGCCUUCUAAAUCUCAAGAGGAUAGUUCCAAAUUGGAUCAGGGAUUGCAGGAUGCAGUAUCUCCUGAUGUUGGAAAAAUAAUGAAGAAAGUGAGGAAAUACCGUGUGGAUAUCCUGCGUUGUGAAAGCUUGGCUACUCUUUCUUCAACAACACUAGAUAGGUUAUUUCGACGUGACUAUGACAUUGUUGUGUCAAUGGUUCCCCUUCCUCAUUCUUCUUUAUUGCCUGGACCUAAAGGUCCUGUUCAUUUUGGCCCUCCUUCUCAUUCUUCUAUGUCACCAUGGAUGAAUUUAGUAUUGUAUUCGGCUAUCGGUAGUGGUCCUGUGUCAGUUGUUCUAAUGAAGGGUCAGUGUUUAAGAUUGCUCCCUGCACCAUUGGCUGGUUGUGAGAAAGCCCUUGUGUGGUCUUGGGAUGGAUCUACGGUUGCAGGCUUGGGAGCCAAGUUCCAAGGGAAUUUAGUCAAAGGAAGUAUACUCUUACAUUGUAUAAAUUCACUUCUUAAACACACAGCCGUACUAGUGCAGCCCUUCAGCAGGUAUGACCUUAACAAGUCUGGAAAUAUGAACACCAUAGAUGUCCCGCUGCCGUUAAAGAACUCUGAUGGUUCAUUUGCUGACAUUGGGAAAGAAUUGGGACUAGGUGCAGAGGAAAGUUCCAAGUUGAACUCUCUUUUGCGCAAUUUAGCAGAUAAAAUACCACUGUGGACCAUUGGUUAUAUUCGCAUAUUGAAGCUCUUCAAAGAAGGAAACACAAACAUGUUUGCACCAGAUGAUGUGAAAUAUGAAUGGGUUCCAUUGUGUGUAGAGUUUGGGAUUCCCCUAUUCAGUCCAAAAUUAUGCAACUAUAUAUGUAACAGAGUGGUUUCCUCACAAUUACUUCAAACAAAUUUGUUUACCGAGCAUCAUGAUACAAUGCAAGAACUGAGACGAAGGUUACGUGAUAUUUGUUUAGAAUAUCAAGCAACUGGUUCUAGUGCAAGGAUGCUUUACCAUAGAGAUCAACCAAGGACUCAAAAGAGACAACUUAUGACAUAUGCAAGUCAGAGAUGGAAUCCUAUCACAGAACCCUCUUCUCCAAUUUCUGGAACGAAUGAUCUACAGAGGUUGAAACUUGCCAACAGGCAGCGUUGUCAUACAGAAGUCCUGAGCUUUGAUGGUAACAUUUUAAGAUCAUAUGCUUUGGGUUCAGCUUAUGAAGGCACGACCAAAAUGAAUGAAGAGAUGACUAGUGGUAAAGUUGAAUCAGAUGAUAAGGACAGCGGAGAAACUGUCCUUCCUGGUGUUACUCUUGUCUUUGAUGGAUCUGAGUUGCGUCCAUUCGACAUAGGUGCUUGCCUUCAGGCCCGACAACCGGCAUCUUUGAUUGCAGAGGCUUCAGCUACAUCUUCUGCAAUCAAAUAGGAUACCAAACUGUAUAAUCAAGAGUUUCUAACCGGGAAAAGUUUGUUCUUCACUUCUGCUAAUUUGAUUCAGUUUCACACAAGCUCUGUUGUUGCUGGCAAAGAAAAAGUGGAAAUGUUCUCCAUGUUCAUAGAGCAAUCUAUUGGUAACAACUGAAAAAAAGAAGCCCGACAUUAAGCCAGCUGUUAUAUGGAAUCACCAAAUGUAUAGGACAACUUUUACCGCACAAGGUACAGGUCACUGUACUGCUCUUAACCACAAGUUUGUGUUUACAGAUAAUAUAUCUGAAAUGGUCCCAAACUGUGUUUUGGUUUUAGGUCAUAGGGAUACAAGUUUGUUUGCCUUCACUUGAAAGUCGGUUCCAUUUAUGAACGAUGGUCAUGUACAUUGAUUGGUCUACGUUCGGAUCCAAUCUUUUUGUUGUUUUGUGUGUAUCAUUACUAUGUCAAAGAAAUGUUUUCGACCUA